AUGUACAACAACGGGGCUGGAAUCGGGCGGGAGUUCAAGUCAUAUAAUACAUUUCGCGGUGAGAACAUCUCUACUGGUGUUCGGAAGACAAAAUCGAGGGUUUCAUUCCGCCUUCUGAAUUUAACUGCUAGGAAUAUGACUCAAGUAGUCAUCAAGUUUCUCUGUCAGGUUGAGAUGGGCUCGAUGGCGCUGCUGCCACCGUAUUUCCAUCCUUGUGGCUCUGGUUUCCUGAGAAACCCAAAUCUCCCGGCUUUGGAGGUCGCUGUUUCCGUUUUUUGGAUAGCUGUCGAGAAGGUGCCUGCAGAUUUUGUGGGAAGUUUCGAUGGAAUUGAAAGGGCCUUACUCUCUCCUUGUCUUUGUUGGCCAGAUGGCACGCCACCCCUUCGUGUGGCCCAAAGCCACAAGCAACACCUGUGCGUGUUUAUUAAGGCGGCAGCACAAGCCCACGCCCCCAGUGCUGUACCUGUUCUGGCCGUGUUACUAACCCCAUCGCGGAAGGACAUGGUGUAA
This is a messenger RNA of Mesocestoides corti, 510 nucleotides long. Lineage: Eukaryota; Metazoa; Platyhelminthes; Cestoda; Cyclophyllidea; Mesocestoididae. The record is from the annotation of a GenBank genome assembly.